GUGCGCGGAGCGACCAAGAAGAAUGAGCGCACAGACUGGCAGCUGACUGAAGGUGAUUUGCGAUUCCUUGCACGGCCGUACUUUCGUGGUCCUCGUAUGGGGGACCGUGUCUAGAAAGUCAACGUCAACGUGGCUAGAAAGUCAUCGCCAACGUGGCCACGUAGAAAGUCAACGUCAACGUGGAUAAAGUCGUCAACGUGGACAGAAAGUUGACUUUGUCUAAAAGCUGACGUGAACGGAAACUGGAAACUGAGAAAAGCGGAGUCGGCAUCGAACUGGGAAAGCGGAAGAAGGGGGGGGGAAAAGGAGAGUUGGGUGUGCGCAUGCGUGCGCAAGGAUUGAGAGACUGAUCGUGAAGGGAAGGGAGGGGGGUAUAGGAGUUGGGUGGCGGAAUUCGACGACGCGGGUGCAGCGCUCAGAGACUGCAAGAUGGCUCGUCAUGGCGUUGCUAAUCUGCUCGUCCCGAUCCCGAUUGCGGCAAUUAUGUUGAUGUGUCUCAUGUGUCCAUCUCUUGUCUGGAGAGCUCCUGGCUAUGGCAGCCGCUCGGGCGGCGUCAUCAUUGGUGCGGCAGCAGUCGAAGUACAAGUGGACGUGGAUGGGAACGUGAAGGAGGUUGGAAUCGAGGGCGGAGCGGAGGGGGAGGAGGGGGCGAAGACGCGGGCUAGGUCCGUGUUGGACUGGGCGAAGGAGAAGGCCGCGCAGAUGGGGCGCAAAGCGGAGGAAACAGCUGCGGAAGGCGUUGACGCGACGACGGGCGCGGUGACCGGCGCAGCGGCGUCGGGCGCGGAAUGCGUCAAGGGCGCAGCCGCGGCGGGGGCGGAGAGCGUGAAGGGCGCAGCCGCGGCGGGUGCGGAGAGCGUAUCUUCAGCAGCUCAUUCCGCGUACGAGAGCGGUAAAGAGUCCGCCGGAGAAGCGGCAGGCAAGGUGAAGUCCUCCCUGGGAGAGAAGGUGGAGGCUGCAAAGGAGAAGGUCGAGGGUGUGGCCAGAAUUGCUAUGGAUAAGAUCAAGGGGUCAGCGUCAGAUUCCGCAGAAGACAUCGGGGACACAGCUCUGGAAGGAGCGAGGAAGACGAAGGAGAAAGUCACAAGCUCGUCGGUGGGAGACUCGACUGUAGGAGUCAAGGAUGCGGCGAUGGAUGGUGUGGAAGAGAGGAUGGGAGAGGUGGAAGAAGCUGGGGGGAGAAAGGGAGAAGAAGUGGGGGAGAAGGCAAGGGAGGCGGCAGAGCAGACCGCUGAGGGUAUGGCUGAAAAAGCGGAGGGUGUCAAAGAGAAGGCCAAGAAGAAGAUGGAAGAGAUGGCCAGGAGGGUGGGAGAAGAAGUGGGAGAGAAGACCAAGGGUAUGGGAGAGAGUGCAGCGGGUAAAUCGGGCGCCGCCAAGGAAGCGGCGAAGGAGAAGAUGGAAGAGGUCUACGAGCAAGCGAAGGGCAAAGAUGAGCUGUGAAAGCUCGCCAGUGCAUGUGGAUGAAAGGCGGACAAGUUCGGCGUCCUCAACUGGUAUUACGGAAAAAGGGGCUGGAUGUGGCGACGAACUGAAGGCAGUGGAGAAGGGUCGAAGAAAAAGCUGAUGCUACGUGUGUGUGCAGAGCCGACUGCAUGGUGUCCCUUCUGGAAAGGGAAGAGCGUGGGAAUUACUUUUUUCAAAGAAAUCGAAAGAACAGGAACUCUCUCUCUCGAAUUGUGAAAAAGACAAGAAUGUUGCGGGCGCUUCUGACCAUGUUCUAGCGGGAGGUUCAUUCUCAUUUUGGACAUUUCCGAGAGCGGUGUGGCGAUGCACUAAGUCAAGGAUGAGUUGUAGAAUAGUGUAUGCAAAUGGAUGGCUGAUAUUGAGUUUUUUGAAAACGUGUCGGCCACAAAUAACGAAAACAAAAAAAAGAAAAUCAAUUGGUCUUUGAGGAGAAAGAGGGAGAAAGGAGAAAAGGGGAAAAGAGAAAGGAAGGAGAAAGGAGAGGAGAGAGAGAGAGAAGGGAAGGAGGAAGAGGAGAGAGAGAGAGAGAGAGAGAGAGAGAGAGGAGAAAGGGAAAAGGUGAAGAGAGGAGAGAGAGAGAGAGAGAGAGAGAGAGGGAAAAGGGGAAGAAAGGGAGGAGAAAUGGAAAUAGAAGGAGAGAGAAGGGAAGGAGGAAGGAGAGAGAGAGAGAGAGAGAGAGAGAGAGAGAGAGAGAGAGAGGAGAAAGGGAAAUGGUGAAGAGAGGAGAGAGAGAGAGAGAGAGAGAGAGAGAGAGAGAGAGGGAAAAGGGGAAGAAAGGGAGGAGAAAUGGAAAAUGAAGGGGAAGAAGGAAGGAGGGAGAGAGAGAGAGAGAGAGUGGGGGGGGGAGGAAUGUCCACGAUUAGCGUUUGUUUAUCCUUCCUUUGUAGGCCACGAGCGGGAUGGCGGGCACAGGUUAGACAAAAUUUUAAGGGCAUAGUCAUACUGCGGUCGGACUUUCUUGGACGUGUAUGUGACCGCUUUUCCGAUCCAGCCUGGAUGCACCUGACCGCAAUUACGUCCGGAGAGAAGUAGAAAAAGUCGUAGUGUGAGUAUACAUGGCCCUAAUAAUGCACGCUGAGUAAGAAGUGCCGCGCUAGAGGUCAGCCCGAAUCUACAGUUUCUCUUGAUGUCAAAUAGGGGGUGUCAGUGGUAGGUUAGCUUUGUUCUGGUUGGUUUUUUUUUUUUUUUUUUCCCAUUCUGUAACGGAGGAAGUGAGACAUCGAAAAAAAAAAGAAAAAAAGUUAGUUGCACAUCGGUUUUUUUUGGUUUUUAUUUCUCCAUCGUGAGGUGCGAUUUUUCGUCUUUUCGUCGUGACAUUCGGCUUUCUUGUACUCUGAGGGAUAAGAAGAAGAGAUCAAUGGUCACGUAUAAGGGAGAAGAAGAAGAGGGAGGGUGUCGAAAGUUGUGCAUGCGUGCAAUACUGUUUUGUCGGACUUUUUUUUUUCUGUGGGACUUGUGAUCCUUUUUUUUUUCUUUGGGACUUUGCCUAGCAAAUAGUGAAACAAAGACGAGACCUAUUUAGUAACACACCUACCUUUUUUUUUUGGUUUCUAGGCAGUCAGACUUUUCUCGUGUCGAGAGUGAUUGCAUGGGUUGGGAAUUUCUAUUGACGUCAGUGAAGUGUCUAUGGGGAAAGGUUCAGGUGUGACGUGGUCCCUUUUUUUUGCGGGUUUGUUUUUUUUGCGGGUUUCUUUUGACAAUCAACGGAAGGUGUGACGUGGUCCCUUUUUUUUGCGGGUUUCUUUUGACAAUUACGUCUCGGUACAGAAGCGGCUACGUAUGUCAUUUGGAUACGGCUUGACGUGUGAGCGUGGUGGGUACAUUUGUUGGAGUCAACAGAAGCGUUAUGGUGUGUAGGAGGGUCAAGUGUGCGGUAGUUUCUCGUAGUGCUAACUUGUGUUGAUGUUCCUGUAAAAGGUGAGGAGUGAGUCGCCGAUUUGUGUUGACGUUC
This is a messenger RNA of Chara braunii, 3415 nucleotides long. NCBI's taxonomy places the organism in Eukaryota, Viridiplantae, Streptophyta, Charophyceae, Charales, Characeae. The record is from the annotation of a GenBank genome assembly.